Molecule: messenger RNA, 1648 nt
Organism: Anopheles stephensi (Asian malaria mosquito)
Lineage: Eukaryota; Metazoa; Arthropoda; Insecta; Diptera; Culicidae
Product: collagenase-like
Exons: 2
Coding region: 55-1005 (316 amino acids)
Biological process (GO): proteolysis
Molecular function (GO): serine-type endopeptidase activity
Source: RefSeq, a predicted model, not a curated record
CAUACCCUGUUACCUAAUGGGGUGUCGAAAAAUCGAAGGACCCACAGUAUAAGAAUGGCAUGCAGACGAACACCUGUCAGUUGUGCAGAAAUUGGGAAGUCGUGUGCGCAAAGCUAUGGCCCUCGAGAUAGUGUGUUGCUGGCUUUGCUGCUAUGCGGUGCCUUUGCGAUCGCGCAAAGUGCACUGGACGGGACGGACGUCGAUUGGUCCAAGGUACGGUCCAUCGACGAGUUCGAUCACUACUGGGCACGACUUCCACCGGAGCUGCAGCUGUAUCGCAAUUCGGAGCCAGCACCGGCGACGCGCAUUGCAAACGGAUUCCUUUCCACACCGGGCCAGUUUCCGUACCACGUAGUGAUGCUGGCUGAAUUUACACUGGGCACAGGACUUUGUGGUGGAACCGUGCUAACCAACAGCUACAUCCUCACGGCAGCUCACUGUGUGGCGGAAUAUUACGGUAUCAAGGCUAAUGGAGGUCUUGCGAUUAGCAGCAGCGCAUCCGGUUCGAAUCGGCAGGCAUUCACAAUCCAUCCUCAGUACUCGUACGUCAAUGUGCGUAAUGAUGUGGCGACCGUACUGCUGAACACACCCAUCAGCUAUACGGGCCGCAUUCAACCGAUCCGUCUGCCAGCUCCAUCCGAUCUGAGGACGUUUGCGUGUGCACAGGGAACGGUGACUGGGUAUGGGCGUACAUCGACCACCAGCAGCUCACUGUCGAGGUUCCUACGAUACGCGUUCAAUACGAUUAUAUCGAACGCCGAGUGUACUACGUACUGGUCACCGAUCUAUGUAGAUCAGCAGAAUAUGUGCAUGAGUGCGGCAAACGGAAGAUCACCGUGUAUCGGUGAUUCUGGUGGCGCACUAACUGUCAGUGAUGGCUCGGAACCGUUGCAGGUGGGCAUCGUGUCGUUCGGUGAGGCGGUAGGAUGCGCAGUUAGCAUGCCAACGAUUUAUGCGAGAAUCACUCACUUCUUGCCGUGGAUUUUGACCAACUCCGAUUACUGAGCAUUGGUGGAGAUGCGCUUGAAGUUUAGGUUUUAAUGUUGCCUCUUUCAAAAGUUAAAUUGAAGCCAAAACAAUCUUUAAACUAUUGAGGACUUAUUUAUAACACAAAUCACUUAAUAAAGGAUCACUUAAGCUAUCUCCUCGUUUUAAAGCGCCAUCUGUUGUUUGAUUGCUGGGUUCGAUUAUUUUACAAAAGAGGGCGCCUAUUUUCGUUGCUUGCUUAGCGAAGUACAAUAUCGACUCGAUUGGUGCCAACAGUUCGAGUCGCUGAUAUAGACGAGAUUCGUGUCUUUUUUAUUUUCAAGUUCCUUGAAGCGAUUUUUACUAGGAGUUUUUUUAAAACACCUUAGAGCUAGCUGUUCUUCCUUUUGCAUGUUUCAUGGUCAAUGGCUACUUCGAUCCUAGUGACAUCUUCUUUUCAUAUUUAGAUUCCUCAACUAAGUAUAUAUUUAGCGUUUCUUUCUUGCAUCAUGCUAUUAAAAGUCUAAUCACGAUAAUCCCGAAGAAAGUGUCCGAUUCUGUAAGUACAUAAACACUUUGAUUAGAUUGUACCGCACCUUCCAAAACAAACAAUUUUGUUUGGCUGACCACUCGCCAUCCCGCAAUGUCUGCGAAAGAUUAUCGGCCCUAGUUUUAUUUGGAA